This is a messenger RNA of Aspergillus calidoustus, 3021 nucleotides long. Lineage: Eukaryota; Fungi; Ascomycota; Eurotiomycetes; Eurotiales; Aspergillaceae. The record is from the annotation of a GenBank genome assembly.
AUGAUCGUCCUUACCGUCCUCCAGUUUCUACUACUCGGGAUAUCCUUCCCUGCGGUCUGUCGAGGUGUAUAUCCUGCAGCGUUAGACCAGUUCGAACACCCUCCGGCAACAUCAAGAAUCAAAUUCCGCUAUUGGAUUCCGGAUGCAAGCAUCCCCGUCGCGUCAGUCCAGCAAGAUAUUGCGGAUCUCGCGUCCAACGGUGCGGGGGGCUUGCAGUUUGUCCCCUUCUAUUAUUAUGGCAACCCUAGUGGUGCUCCCCCACUCACAGACUGGAACGUGUUUGGCUUCGGCACCGAAGCCUUUCGACAUCUGUUUGAGGGAGCAUUGGAAGCAGCGGUGGAGAACAACGUCUUGAUGGAUUUUGCUUUGGGUGCCAGCCAGGGCCAGGGAACUCCUGCAGAACCUGGGACAGAAGGCCUUUCGCUUCAGCUUCAACUGGGUGUCAUGACGGUUAAUCCGGGAACUGUAGUCACUGGCCCAGUUCCUGGCCCUCAGAAUCUCACCGAGACCCUUCUAUCAGGAGGUGGAUUCAUGCACGGUCUCGCUGAUGCUGAGAAGGGAGAGUUGAAGGCUGUCAUUGCUGGGAGGGUAAUAUCAGAAUCCGCUAGCGACAAUACAGCGACAAAAAAAGUGAGAUUAGACGAGCAGUCAAUCAUUGAUCUCAGUCAGUAUGUGGAGAAUGGACGCUUGAACUGGCAGGCUCCAGCAGGCAACGGAAACUGGAAGAUAUUUUCAUUCUGGGAGGGCUUCACGAACCAAGUGUCUUGCACUGGGGGCGUCAAUGGAACAACAACUAUUGAGAAAGGCUCUUUGGUGGUAGACCAUUUCAGCGAAGCAGGGGCGAGAUUACACACUGACUUCUUUGACAAUCAUGUUCUCGUGGACAGCACCACCAACGAAGGUCUGAGGACGCACAGCGCUUAUGCCUGGGAGGACAGCAUGGAGUUACUGUUUGCUCUUCCCUGGACACGAGGAUUCCUCACUCGAUUUGAGACGACCCAUGGAUAUAGUCUGGUCAAGUACCUGCCCCUUCUUUUUGGCCAAGCCAACUCCUGGGGGGAGAACUUCCCCCCAUACCCAGAAGAAUACGAGUAUGGGGAGUACUAUCCAGAUGGGCUUAGCAUUCACAACGCAAAUUACCGGGAUACACUGAGUGAAUGCUAUCAGGAAUACCUACAUUCCCACGUCCAGUGGGCCAAAUCGCACGGAAUAGGCUUUUCGGCCCAGCCAUCAUACAAUCUACCCUUGAGCUUCGCGAAUGAAAUUCCAGCUGUCGAUGGUCCAGAAGGCGAGUCACUAACGUUUGGAGACCGCCUAGAUGCCUACCGGAGCCUUUCUGGCCCAGCGCAGCUUGCAGGCAAAACCGAUAUCUCCUCUGAGGUUGGGGCCAUGUCCAUUCCUGCAUUUAGUCAGACUAUUCCCGACCUGCUUCUGUCUAUUAAGAAGUCUUACGCUGCUGGCUUGACAAUGAUGGUUAUUCAUGGCAUGUCAUACAGUGGCCCAUACGUGGGGACAUCCUGGCCUGGAUAUCAGCCGUUCGCGUAUAGAUUCACCGACACGUGGAGCCGUGUCCAGCCCUCCUGGCAGCAUAUGAAAGAUACACUUGACUACUUGGGGAGAAAUCAGCACAUUCUCAAAGCUGGGAAACCCCGCAUUGACCUUGCGAUGUAUUACUCUCCCAGCCGUUGGAGCAGCAACCAAGUCUAUGACUCUGACAAUCUUCAACAACAAGGAUACGCAUACAAUUUCAUCAGCCCUCAAAAUUUGCACCUCCCCAAUGUGUCCGUUUCUGAUGGACUUCUUGCGCCUAAUGGGCCCGGGUACCAAGCAUUGGUAUUCCUGAAUGAUACAAGAAUCGACGAUAAAGUUUUGUCCAAGGUCAAGGAGUUCAGCCAUGCCGGGCUGCCUGUUUUCUUCGUUGGUGACGUCCAGUCCCCCCCGCUAUCGCCACAACCCAAUGAAACUGGAAACACCAGUGAUAUGGUGGAGGAGCUGAUUAAAAACGAUAACAUCCACCAUGUCAGUACAUAUGACGAGCUCCCAGCAGCUCUAGAAAUGGCAGAAAUCAUACCACGCGUGCAAAUUGAUGCAGUCAACAGCUCUGUCCUGAGCGUCUACCGCACAGAGCCCGAGUCUGGAAUCGACUACAUUUGGCUUUUCAAUAACGCGGCUGUCGCAACCACUUUCACCGCAGACUUUCGCGUUCAUGGUCGUUUACCGUUUUCUCUAAACGCCUGGACUGGGACGCCACGCCCUAUCGCAAGAUACUCAUUCUCUGAUAAUCGGCUGCGGAUUCCGCUAACACUACAAUCCUUCGAGACAACUAUCAUAGCUCUGAAGCCCUUGACGGUUGCAAGGCCGCCCUGGGUCGCCUACAGCACAGACCUGGUUGAGGCAGUCAAUUACAACCGAGAUGGGAGGCUUGUUGCCAGCCUUAAAGGACCAGCAGUUGUCACGAUUAAUGGCACUGAAAACAAAACGCUUAGUGCAGUCGUUCCAUCCCCUACGGAACUCAAGCACUGGGACCUCGAAAUCCACGAUUGGCGGGCCAUUCCAAACGAUACAAGCAUUGAACCGCAGAUACUUGUCCACAAAUUCGCCAACCAAUCCCUGCUACCUUGGAACGACAUUAGCCCCGAGCUGGAAGCCAUGAGCGGGAUUGGCAUAUACUCCGCCAAGUUCGCGGUCCCCAAUAUCAAGGGCAUUGGCGGGUUUCUGUCAGUGGGUGCAAUCUUUCAUACUCUCCGCGCCUGGGUGAAUGGUCACCAGCUGGACCCGUUUGGUGCAGACGGUGUCAAGGUAGAUAUUACCCCUUACAUUCACCGCGGGGGCAAUAAUACCAUCAGGAUUGAGGUAUCCACAACCCUGUACAAUCGGCUUAAGGCUGAUGUGGAUACAAUCUGGCAAAUGGGAACUCCACUGUCAGUGCUGGCUCCAACCUAUGCAGACAGUGAAAGCCAGGCGUAUGGCCUAUUGGGGCCAGUUGUUAUUGACUGGGUCGUGAACAAGGUCAUCAUCUAA